UUGUUUUUCUAUCUGUGGUGAGUUUGAGUUUUAUUUUAUCUGGAGUCAUUAUUAUGGAAAAGCUGCUUCUUUUAGGCCUUUUCUCUUGGAAAUCUUUACUAAAGAAAAAUCCUGACAUUCUGUUGGGGACAAAAUCUCUUCAGAACUUUUCUGAGGUCAGAACUCUGUGGCUCUUCGGCCAGUUUGGGAAUUUAAGGCUUUAUUUAUUCAGGAAACAGAGACGAUAACAAGUUUUUAAGAUUUUCAUCUAGAAAGGAAAUUCUGGACACGUCGAGGGAAGUGAGGAACACAUCUGGACUUUGCCAAGAAAGAACAAAGAUCUAACCAAGACCAGGUAAAGAUCUAACCAAGACCAGGUAAAGAUCUAACCAAGACCAGGUAAAGACCUUAUCGAGACCCUAUGUAAAGACUUGCAAAGACUUGUAAAGACUUGCAAGUCUUUGCAAGAGUUUCUGAAAGUGGGAAACACACUAAAAUAGUCAGACCUAAAUAAACAUCUCUAUAUCUAGAUAUUAGUCUUAUUAGAAUGAAAAAACCUCCACUAAGACCUGCUGACAGAUCCAAACUCUGCGUCUUCCUUGAUUUUCCUUCUUUGUUUGGUUUCCACCAGCAGCUCUGAGGAUCACUGCGCUGGAACUAAAAGUUCAUUAUUUCUUUCAUCCAAACAAACGUUUCUUUUUGCCUGUUUUCAUAGAUUGAAUUAAAUAAAUGAUAAAUGUAAAUAAAGCAGCUCUUUAAAAUGCUGUAGGUCUUUUCAUGUUGGAGACUUUUUUACUUUGGAUCUUAAAAACGGGUCAGAUUUCCAUUAAUAGCCUCCAGAUGUUCUGUAACACCUGGAUCUUCUCCACCUGUCCGACCCAAAGCUUCGCCGCCAGCCCUGCUGCUCCGGCGGGCCGGCCCCUCCCCUCCUGUUUGCACUCAUUGAUCCGAACUCCCGGGAGGAUCAAUGAGUGCAAACAGGACCCGUUUGUUUGACCCGUUUGAUCCUCCCGGGUCGCAGAUCCAGACCCCUGCUGGACAAAGGCGGCUCUGUGGAUCCCCCUGCCGGACCCCGCCCGCAUUUAUAAAAACCCCCGACAUACCUGCGCAGGAACCGGACCGGGAUAAGCUUCUGCUCAGGUGUCACCCGAUAGCCAAUGAGAGCUGGAGGCUCGGAGUGAUAAACAGCUAAAGAAGCUGAGGAUUCAUUCUGUGGGAGUAAAGAGGCUGACCCACUUUGGCUGGGUGUGUCUGGCUGGAGGGACAAACUCCAACGUCUGGAAGACAAAUAAGGUAAAACCUUACAGUUUGUUUGACAAAUGCAUGAAAUGGAUGUUAAUAUUGUUGUUUUAUAAACAUGUUCUGUGAAUAUUCAGGCUGAUAUUUAACAAUAAGUGGAUGUUUAGCUGAAGGAAGCUCCUGCAGAUCCUCUCUGGAUGUUUCUGUGUCCUUGGAUUCGUUUGGAGGUCGACUGGAAAACAGGCUGGAGUAUCAGACCAGGCAGACGAGUCAGGGCAACUUUAAGAAAACAAACCAAUCAACAAAUCUGCAGGAAAACUUCAGGCUGAAGAUAGAAGAGGUCUCCAGAAGUCUAGAGUUUAUUCUUCCUCAUGUUGGAUGUAAACUCUGGGACCGAAUCCUGGAAGGCCGACCCAUUUUUAGUGCUUAGAGUCCAUCAGUUUGUUCAUUUUUGAGAACUUUUCUCUGGGUUUUCAGUAGAAUUGGUUCAGUUUCUCACUAAAUUGCUCCUGGAUUGAAGAAAAGUUGCUCUUUGGUAACAUUUUUGAUCCUUUGCUGCUGGAAGCUCUUAACUUUUCUUCUCCACGUGUUGGAAACAGUCGGGAGAAACGACUCCAGCAGGCCUCCGCUCUCCGUCCAGGUAUUUCUGUUCCAGUCAGUCAUGGUUUCCUUGGACAGCAGUUGUUUCUUUACUUCCCUUUCUUCACCUGCUGCCAUUGUUGAGGAAGCUCUGCACUGGUGGCAACAUGAUUUUAUUGGAGUUUAAUGUUUACUACAUGAAAAUGAGGAAAAUUUCUCAAAGUCCAAACAUGAAUUUCUUUAAAUUCUUCUAAAAUAUGUCUUUAGUUUUAGUUUGUGCUUGAUUUUUGCCAUCUUGCCUUGAAUCAGCUGGAUUGGCUCCUGUUUAGGUGUAGAAUCUGGAUUAAAUUACAGACAGUAUGCAGGGCUGUGCAUGCAGGUGCAGCUCAACCUCCUCAGUCAUCACUCCUCCACCACCGUGCUUGGCUGUUGGUAUCAGACGUUUGUGCCGAAAUGUCCAAAAUACAAACCUGUCGGAUCAUUUUAUGAUUAGCAUUUAGCAUGCUAACUCAGGCUGUUGUAUUUAUCUUGUUUGAUAUAAACUGGGGAGGUAAAGCUGGAGCUCCUGUUGCCUCAGCAGCCGCCGUCUCCAUUAACGCGGAGGCUCAGGGUCUUCAGCUGCCAUUAAAGAUAAAGUGUAGCAGCGUUAGCGUUAGCCCCCCGUUAGUGAUAUCGCUUCCUGCUCCAGGUGAAAUCCAGCCGGUUCUGUGAAGCAUCAACAACCCACUUGUUGGUGUCGUGCAGCAGAGCCACAGGUGGGCUGAGCGGUUUGGAGCCACUAACCGCUGAUGCAGCGGGCGCUGAAGGCCUCGUCUGGCGCGGCAGCAGUAAUCGUUAUGGUGAUGGGGGUAAUUUAUGGAGCUGGUGUGAGAUGCUGGAGUAAAUGCAGGUCUCUGUUACAGCCUGGCAGGAAGCAGCUGUGAUGUUUCCCUCCUCCUCCCUGAUGGCUGUGAUGAAGCCGACAUGAAGCCGACUAUGGAGGAUCUUCUGGCUUCAUGUUCUCUCUGCACCAAAUAAAAACAUUACAGGAAACUUCACCUAAACAAACUGUAGCAGGAAUUUAGGCAAAACUGAACAUCAAUCAAACUGAAACUUGGCAGAAAUCUGAACCACUUCCUGAAGCGUAAACCGUCCUGGUAGCUGCGCAAAAACAAAUCCUGUGAUGUCACUGACACAUGCUGGGUGAUUAGCCCCGCCCCCCGGCCCGAUGCUGACUUGUUCCGCUAGUGAUGUUUGUAUAGCAUGUAGCAUUAGCUUCUGCCACAUACUGUGGUGCUAAAGCGUUUUAGCAUUAGCUUCUGCUAAAUACCGUGUUAGCGUAGCACUGUAACUGUUAGCACGAUAUAUCGGUGCUAACAUCAGUAUCAGAAGAUGUCAGUAAAUGUUUUGACGUGUCUGUCUGGCUCCAGUAAAGCUGAUUUUUAUGUCCAUUUUGUUGCCUUUUAUUUCUGGAGGAAGCCUGGAGGUGACGGUGUUUGGGGUCAGAGAUGGUGACCUUGGGGUCACCGUCUCAUAAGCUAACCAUCGGAAGGCGCCACCUUAAAGGGCCGGUGCAGUGCGGAUCGCUGCUCUGAAGCUGCCAUUUUUCUCCAAUAAAAGCUUUUUUAGUUUUCAUUUUGAGGCUCCUCCAUCUGUUCUUGUUUUAUUGUGGUUCUAAUGUUUUUCCAGUCAGAUUUUCUCGGCAGGAUCUCAUCAUGUUUCUGCUGUGGAUCUUCAUGCUGCCGGCGGCUUCCUGCACGCUCUCCGGCAGCGCCGCGUUCUGUCCGGACCCAGAGGGCAGCAGCCGAGACGCAGGUCAUGUAAUUGAUUGUCUGGGUCUGCGCUUCGUCUGGCUCCACGCCGUCUUCGAUAACUUCCCCUCGCUGCUGAGCUUCGUGUCCAGGCUGCGGUGUGCAUCAGGGCUGUGUCCGCGGGACCUGGAGGACUACGGCUGCUCCUGCAGACAUGUGGCGUCUGGGAACCCGGUGGAUCCUCUGGACACCUGUUGUGCAGCUCACAGGCGGUGCUACCAGAGUGCUGCCCCCUGCAGGCAGCCGCUGCCUCUGCCUCCGUAUAAUUUCUCCUGCUCCGCAGAAAGCAGCAGCUGCGACGUUGGCGACCCGUGUCAGCAGAAAGUUUGUGAAUGCGACCGAGCCGCCAUCGACUGCGCGACGCGGAGCCGCUACAACCCGAGUCUGAGGGGCCUGACGGAGGCCGCCUGCUCCGCCGGAAAUGCUCCAGAUUGGCUCGGCGGCGGCGUGGCGGAGGCUGACGACGUCUUCAACAGAACAGAUGUUCUCACAGCAGCAGAGCGGCUGUCCAGCGCCGCCCCGCCGCCCGCAGAACCGGACCGGGCCAUGAUCGGUACUGUGGAAAGCCAAAGUAAUCCGGCUGGGCUGGACGGAGGAUUCAUCACCGGACCACCAGAACCGACCGUCCUCCGGACUCGUCCUGAGGAGUGGGAGGAACGGGCAGCCGAGAGAAACCGAGAACAGCAGAAACUCCAGAGUUUGAUCUCUAAUGGCCUGAAAGAGGCAGAAGAAGUGGAGUGGGAGGACCAAGCUGAAGAUCAGAUGACCCAGAGUCCUGCAGAAAUCAGCCUAACGAGCCUCACGGGUCCAACGAGCCUCACGGGUCCAACGAGCCUCACGGGUCCAACGAGUCCAACGAGACCCGAUCCGGUCCAGUUGGUCCAUGAAGGAGCGACCCCAAACGGGCCGCCGUCUCCACGGAGACCUGCUGGUGUUUAUUAUGGGAUGGAUCAGGCGCAGAUUCCUGCUGCUGGCGCCGCGCCGUCGGUUCUCACCUCAGCAUCUCUGAGAAACACGCUGCUGGAUGGAACCGGUGUGGAGCUUCUGUCACCCGCAUCUCCAACCAUCGCCCAGAACAAACCCACAGGAAGCUCAGCGUCAGCUGGGAAAUCUCCACCAAUCACAGCGACGACGACGCCUCUCUGUGAGGAGGAGGAGGAGGAGGUGGAGGAGGAAGAGGAGGAGGAAGGCUCGCAGGAGGAAGACGGGGCGGAGCCAGGUCCGAAGAGGGCGGUGCCGUUCUUCGCCUGGUCUCUGCUGGAGUCCGUCGGUCUGACCGACAUCCAGCAGCCGGGCGGCCGAGAAUGCAGCUCCUCCUUCAGCGUGUUCAGCAGCGACGGCCGGAGCCGCAGAGAGAUGCCGGCGCUGGGGGAGAUGCUGCGCUGCCUGACGGGACGAUGUCCGCACGAGUACGAGAUGUACGGCUGCUACUGCGGACAGGAAGGGGCGGGGCUUCCUCUGGACCAGCUGGACAGAUGUUGCUUCUUCCAUCGCUGCUGCCUGAAACAGAUCGACUCCCUGGGCUGCCGAGCCGACAGGAAGCUCAACGCUCACAUUUCCUGCGAGAGCCGCAACAAACCGCGAUGUCGGGGCAUCACAGUGUGCGACAAACUGCAGUGUGUGUGUGAUAAAACCACAGCACAGUGCAUGGCUGCGGCGCACUUCAACCACAGCCUGCCGUCGCAGCGCUGCCACGGACCGGCGCCGCCCUGCCGCCGGGCCGCCAGGCCCCCCAAAACCGCAGUGGAACCGGCCCGGUCCAGUGAGGAGAGCAAACCCAGCCAGUCUGAGGAGCCCGAGACGAGUUCUGCUCAGUAUUCAGACAGUGAUCAAAGUUCUGAUGUAAUAAAUGAAGAGACGCCGACUCCUGCUGGAACAUCGAGAGCCGAGACCGAAGAGCUGCAGACGGUCGGUGGGAUUCAGAACCAAGACAGACAACCGGCGGGAGGACCGGGAGAGGAAGAGGAGGAGGAGGAGGAAUAUGAAGAGGAGGAGGAGAAGGAGGAAGAAGAAAACUAAACCAACCACAGAAAACUUUGCAACUCAAAUACUUCAAUAGAAACAUUUUAUUUGAAUCUCCAACAUGAAAUUUCAACACAUUCUGAGACAUUAUCGUAAACGCCGAGGCUCUGCUGCAGCUCAGGUUCAGGAAAUGAGAUAACAGAACAUAAAAGCCAAUCAUCUUCAGUGUUUAAGUUCAGAUCAGUGAGUCCAGAACAAAAACGACGACAUUUCCUGAACCUGCAGGAAGAGCUGAGCCUUGGCGCCACCUAGUGGUCAUAAAUCACUGAACAACAACUCUGAGCGUCAGCGUUUUAUCUUUGAAGGAGAACAGAGACGAGACGUUUCUCUAAAACUGGCACAAGAAUACAGACUGCUGCAGCACAGACGAAUAAAAC
Xiphophorus hellerii (green swordtail) is the source of this 5986-nucleotide messenger RNA. RefSeq names its product otoconin 90 (gene oc90). The record is from RefSeq and is a predicted model, not a curated record. Lineage: Eukaryota; Metazoa; Chordata; Actinopteri; Cyprinodontiformes; Poeciliidae. Bases 3492 to 5606 code for a protein of 704 amino acids. Gene Ontology annotation, molecular function: calcium ion binding; A2-type glycerophospholipase activity. The transcript has 17 exons. Gene Ontology annotation, biological process: arachidonate secretion; phospholipid metabolic process; lipid catabolic process.